Phycomyces blakesleeanus NRRL 1555(-) is the source of this 1265-nucleotide messenger RNA. RefSeq lists its product as hypothetical. The record is from RefSeq and is a predicted model, not a curated record. Bases 1 to 1095 code for a protein of 364 amino acids. Gene Ontology annotation, biological process: transcription elongation by RNA polymerase II. The transcript is spliced from 11 exons. Lineage: Eukaryota; Fungi; Mucoromycota; Mucoromycetes; Mucorales; Phycomycetaceae. Gene Ontology annotation, cellular component: nucleus; elongin complex.
AUGUAUUACAAUCAAAUCGGCUUCAAGAUCAAAAUCAUUAACCUAGUUAAUAGUAACAUUAAAGAUUGCAGUCUGAGUGUGACGUUGUUUACGGGAGUAGGACGAAAGCCUUAUAGAAUUCAAGAAUUCAAUGCACCAAUGUCUCAUCAAGUUAAAUCUCUUGUUAUGAUCUCCCAAGAAGUGAUCGCCAAGCAUAUAGAAGGUCUAAGUGAUGUUGGUGGUGUUCCAUAUUGGCUAUUGAAAGAACCACUCAAAAGGGCAACACCACAGCAACUGUAUCGUAUCGAGAGGGCAAGUCCGCACCUUGUACCAGAAUCAGAUGAACUUUGGUUAUCGCAUUGUAUGUGCUACUCCGAUUUAAGAGAAGCUUACAGAGACGGAGAAUAUCAGGAUUCUCGUAUGUGGAGACAGCUCUAUCUCAAAAGAUAUGAAGAGGCCGCAAGGAAAAGACAACUUGUGAGCCAAAAGGUCAAAAGUCAAUACAGCAAAAUACAGAGCGAAAAGGCUGCUAGAUCAAUCAAGGUUCUUAAGGGAGUUGGCCCAAUUCGUGGCCGUACUUAUGAAGAGUCAAGUUAUUUGCCUUAUGGUCUGUUUUUUUUAAAAAAAAUUUUUUUGGCUUUCUAUCUAGGGACAACUGGAGCAAGCAAACUGUUCCGAGACACCAAAAAGGCAACUAUCAAAGCAUUAACCAUAAUACUGACUAUUAUCAUUACCUGGGUUCCUUUUGAUGUGAACAGAAAUGCCAUAUUCCACAGUCCAAUAAGACGAACGACCCAGUCGCCCUCCUUAUUCUACCCUUCAGAAUCGAUUAGAUCCCACCAACCCCCUUCUACGCUCUUUGCUCACACCAUAUCUCAACAACCCAAUCGCCCUAAUAAUACAAGACCGGUAUCUAAGCCCAUCGUACCACCAUCGGCAAAAUCUAAUAUUCCCAUACACAAUCAACCUCAGCAGACCAAGCAGAGACCUGUUCUCCAAUCUCCCACUUCUUCAAAUAAAUUAAAGAGAUCGCCAAGCCAACCUAAUCCAUCGUCGUCACCACCAAAACGACUAGCAGCCAUUGUAAAUUAUGACUUUUUUAAAGAGGUAAACUAAAACUAAAAAAAAACGAUGCCCAUGAAUAUGGAAAUGAACAUGUUCCUGUUCAUGCAUAUAUAAGUUAUUGUUAUCUCACAAUCGAUUUUUUAUAUUUUUAUAAAAAAAAUAGUAUUAGAAACGAUGAUACUUCUUUAUCGUUAUUAGUAUUAGUAUUAUUUAUAUAUUUC